GCUAGAAACAAACCUACAUGGCCAAUUCGACGUUUGGGUGGUCCAGAGCGCAGGCCAAGUGCUAUGGGGAAGGUAUUUCAGUGGCGUAAAAUUAACUUGGAAAAAUCGACUAACCCGCAUCCCUCAGGCAUCUCCAGUGCUACUAAGAAUGCUCGUCGAGUGCGUUUUUAGGACACUGCGGACCAUGAGCACAAGUUCCAUCAAGGCCAGGUGUGACAUACAAGCUCGUGUCCGAUGCGUAUGCCAGGUUCAAAGAAAGAGCGGUAGCUUGGUCGGGUCGGGAUUCCCCUCCCAAGAGACCAACAAGCAAAAGAGAGUGGAAGUUAAAGAGAGUGGAAUGCAUGAUUACUAUGUUACAUGUGCUAGGGCUAUAUCAUCUCGACAUUUUAUAGUGCACAGGCGCGCAUCUAUUGGUGGACCCCCAAAGAAACAGACCUUCCAAGACACGAGGGAAAAUGACCAAAAGAUAAACAAUCUAUGCCCUUCCACGGACGGGGUCUCUUAUACAUACCCCACAAAUUCCGUACGGGUACCCAGUUCGAAAGUUUCAUACGAUCAAAAUGCAAGGGAGAUGGCUGUAGCGCUACAAGAAGUUGUUGCUGCAAUUAGGAGAAGCCCCAACCUGCUACCAUAUCAUAGCUCACCAUUUAAUUAG
Molecule: messenger RNA, 655 nt
Organism: Acaulospora colombiana
Lineage: Eukaryota; Fungi; Glomeromycota; Glomeromycetes; Diversisporales; Acaulosporaceae
Source: the annotation of a GenBank genome assembly